Molecule: messenger RNA, 925 nt
Organism: Neopelma chrysocephalum (saffron-crested tyrant-manakin)
Lineage: Eukaryota; Metazoa; Chordata; Aves; Passeriformes; Pipridae
Product: interleukin-18-binding protein-like
Exons: 4
Coding region: 223-621 (132 amino acids)
Molecular function (GO): interleukin-18 binding
Source: RefSeq, a predicted model, not a curated record
AGAUGCGAGGGGACGAGCCCGGGGGUGGCUGGGGGGAGGUGCUGGGGGGACCGUGACCAGCUGGGAGGAUGCUGAGGGGACGGAACCAUCCCAGGCUCGUGGGGAGCAUCCCGGCAUGUCCAGCACUGAGCUCCAUCUCUGCCUGCAGGGCUCCUGGGACUCCCUGCCUGGCUCCUCCUGCUUCUGCCCUGCUGGGCCCUGGCUGUUCUCUGUGCAGGUGCCAUGGCCCUGCAGCUCCCCAGCAUCACCAUCCUGCGGAUGCCAACAGAGGCCCCCCAUCCAGGUGAGAGUGUGACGGUGUCAUGCGAGGCGACGAGUGGGCUCCCAGAGCUGACGCUGCUCUACUGGCUGGGGAACGGCUCCUUUGUGGAGAGCCUGUACCCGGACGGGGCCGUGCAUGAGGGGCCAGUGCAAGAGGAGCUGCGGGGCUCGGGGGCGGCCCUGCGCCGUGACCUGCACUUCAGCUCCUUCGACACCCGGCACCUGCUCACCAACUUCACCUGCGUGGUGCUCAGUCCCUUCGGUGUGGACACCAGGGAGGUGCGAUGGCCCCAGCCAGCACCAGCCCCUGCCAACUGUCGAGAGCGGGGGGCUGGGCUGAGACCAGGGAGACACUCGUGAGGGGUGAGCCCCGCAGUGAGGGUCCCUGCUCCAACAGCCCCGCACCGCUGUGUGCGCCUGGGACACCUCCAGGGAGGCCCAUCUCCGUGACCUGCUGUGGGGACCACAUGGCCCCACAUGUGCCAGGCCACUGAGCCUGGGGCUUCUGGUGCCUGGGCCAAUCCCUGCCCCGCCUGUAGCUGGCUAUGGGACCCCAGGGUUUAUUAAAGUACAUCGAGGCUGCCCCGUUGUCACCUGCAUCCUGGGGAUGUGCUGCCCAUGAGUGCACGGGGCACCUGUGGGAUGAGGAGGGAGGGAGAGGAAG